AAUUUAUUUACCUCGUUAACAUAAAUAUUCUUAUAAUGAAAUUCUCUUAAAAAUCACAAAGGUUCGAAAAUAGAGCCAAAUUUUAAAAUCACUCGCCUUUACAAAAUACACAAUCCAUAAGUGAGAAAAAAUGGGCCGCUUUUCCGGGAAAACCUGUCGACUCCUUACCAUGCUUGCCCUUACGGUAGGUUACUUUUUCGUGGAAAUUGUAGUAGGGUACGCGACAAACUCAAUGGCGCUCGUGGCAGAUUCCUUUCACAUGCUCUCCGACGUCCUGGCCCUCCUCAUAGCUUUCUUCUCUAUUCGCAUUUCCCGUCGGCGGACCAAGAAAAAUACUUUCGGGUGGGUUCGGGCCGAGGUAUUGGGUGCUCUCGUCAAUUCGGUAUUUUUGGUGGCCCUGUGCUUUUCUAUCCUGGUGGAGGCGAUUAAACGCUUGAUAGUAUUAGAAAAGAUUCACAACGUCAAACUACUAUUGGCUGUCGGUGGCAUAGGGCUUGUAGUCAACUUAAUAGGGAUGGGCUUGUUUCACGGGCAUUCCCAUGGCGGUGGGCACGGGCAUUCUCAUCCUGAGAGCGAUUCACACGAAGCCAAAGGCGGAAUUGUCGUGUCUAACGUAGAGGAGAACGAUCGAAUUGGCUCGAGAGAAAGAUUAGGCUCCUUCAAUCUAAGCGGGGCCAAAUACAUCGAAGCCGCGGCCGAAGACUAUGACGAGGAAUCGAUUACCGGAAACGAAACCGAACCAAAUAAAAUAAAACGACCAAAAUCCAAGCAAGACGAACUCUUGGAUGCCGAAGAGAUCGUGGACGAGGAGGAAAAACAAGAAUACAAACUGGAUAGUAAAUAUAGGAGAGUUGGAGAGGAACACACUGACGUUGAUGCCAAUAAAAAAGUCGGACUGGAAAAUGGGGUGCUAGGUAAAGACAAAGACCCUGCUCUGCUAAAACAAAACGCCAAAACAACGACCGUUUCUAUAAUUGCCAAACCUGACCACGUUCAUCCCUCGCGCCCAUCUGCUCACUCACAUGCCGGAUCGGCCCAUCAUUUAAAUAUGCGUGGCGUAUUCCUCCACGUGUUGGGCGACGCCCUCGGUUCCGUAGUCGUCAUAAUUAGCGCCCUUUCCAUUUACUAUUUCAAAGGCGAUUGGCGUUUUUACGUUGACCCUCUAAUGAGUCUUUUGCUGGUUAUGAUAAUACUUGCAACCACUCUUCCACUGCUGAGAGAAUCGGCACUCAUAUUGCUUCAAACGGCCCCGUCUCACAUUAGGGUGGAGGAGAUCAAGCAUAAGCUCAUCAAGGAGAUAGACGGAGUUCUAGCGGUCCACGAAUUUCAUGUGUGGAGGUUGGCGGGCACACAAAUUAUAGCCACUGCCCACAUAAGGUGCAAAAACCCCGGUGAAUACAUGAAAAUUGCUGGGAAGGUCAAAGAAUUUUUCCACAAGGAAGGUAUUCACAGCACCACAAUACAGCCAGAGUUCGUGGAAGCCGUCGGCGAAGAAGAAAAAUGUCUUCUGCUCUGCAACGGUGCCCUUGAUUGUGCUCCUAAAACUUGUUGCGGAAAGAAUGAAGCCCGAAUCGUGAACGAAGCAUUUAACAAUGGUCUUGACGAUGGAUCGUCAGUUUCUAUCUUGGUUCCUCGGCCCGUGAUGCCAAUCGCCAAACAUUGCGCACCUCCCGUUUACAAUCCUCCAAGGGAUAUCUCCAUAGACUUGGAUCGGAUAUUUAACUCACCUUCCAACAUCGUCGCCAAUAACGAAAAGCUAUCUACCACUAAUAAUCACAAAAAUCACGUUGAUAAAGCAAAAAAUAGUGAAAGUGGUAUAAACGGUCACUCUCGCAAUAAACCACCAUCCCCUGAUAGUAAAGUUUAGCCGGUAAAGGAACUUAAAUUUCAGUAUAUUCGCGCUAUUUUUUUUUCAACCAAUCGUAUUGUUCCUUCUUUUUUUACAUAACAGGAUCACGUUUUUUUAUAACUUAUCAUAUUUUCUUUACAUAUACUCAUUCUACAUUUUAUAUGACAUUUUUUUUUGUAAAAUAAUUUAGCAAAUAAACUAACAUUUCUAAAUUAUUAUCGAGUCCUAACGCGUCAUUUUUUUAUAAAUAUAUACUUAAUUAUUUUAGUCCUUUUUUCGCGGCAUUUUUCCCAUUUACUUUCGUAUUUCUUCAUUUCGCUUCUAAACUUAAAUUUUGAAUCAUUCGAUCUGCAUUAAAUUUCUGACGAAAAACUAAAAUAUAAAA
Molecule: messenger RNA, 2234 nt
Organism: Gordionus sp. m RMFG-2023
Lineage: Eukaryota; Metazoa; Nematomorpha; Gordioida; Chordodea; Parachordodidae
Exons: 5
Coding region: 131-1867 (578 amino acids)
Biological process (GO): zinc ion transmembrane transport; intracellular zinc ion homeostasis; detoxification of zinc ion
Cellular component (GO): membrane
Molecular function (GO): zinc ion transmembrane transporter activity
Source: RefSeq, a predicted model, not a curated record